GGAACCAUUCUCCACAUCUGCCAAAUCACUCCCAAUUGCUGGUGCAGUUCCUUCGUGCAGUUUGGCUCUUCUUCCUUUUAUUUGGAGCCUGUAAAUUCCCCCCAUCUCCUUGUGUACUUCAUCCAAGCCCUUCUCUUGUCAUCAUCAGUUGUUGCAAUGUUGAUACUCGGAAAAAGAGUCUUGUUCCGUUCAUGAUCACGUUUGUUGAGGCUUUCUCCUUCUUUGUCGGUUGUUUUUCUUCCUCGUGACACGCGAUUUUAAGUCUCUUGUUUUUUUAUCAAUCGACGGCCCUUUUUUGGUGGUCUAGCUGUUCUCUGGGAAGUCCCGACCUGUCCCCUUUCCCCCUUUGUUUGUUGUCUUCCCGUUUGGGGUUGCUGUCUCUUUCCUGGCUCUUGAUUAAUUAAAGGCCAUUUCUGUGCAAACUUGUGAUCUUUUUUUCAUUUUAAUCAGUUGGGAGUUUCUUUCGAUGCAAAUCACCCUUUUGAAUGUUUUAAUGAAUCGAAGCAAGGACUUGGGGAAGCGAAGCUCCUACCAAUUGGGUACCUUAUUGGUGGAAAGACCAAUUUAGUUUCCUCUUUUUUAAUUUUUUUUUCCUGGAAAUGAACUCCUAUUUUCGAGUGGAGGGGCCUUCGUUGAGUUCAUCACAUUCCUAUUGUUUACCUAUCUAAACAAUUUCGCAGUUUUCUUGUCUCUCUCUGAGCCAAUCAUUUUCUCCAAGAGUUCAAAUAUUUCUUUAGAAUCUUCGAUGGGUAGCAACGUGGUGAUAGUUUUCUGAGAUUUUUGAGCUUAGCUGUGAAAAUCUCCAUUAACAGUGGAUUUGUGAACAAGCAAAGCAAAGAGUUUCAGAAGGCAGGAUCAGGGAAAACACAAAAUGACAAUUGCAUCUCUUCCUGGUAGUUCAGGCUUGCUGGAUCCUCCUCCUCCUCCUCGGGAGGGUGUGUCAGUUUUUAGUAAUCGUUAUGUCCUUGGCUUGACACUUACUGCUGGUAUAGGUGGUCUGUUGUUUGGGUAUGAUACAGGUGUCAUCUCCGGGGCACUCCUUUACAUCCGUGAUGAGUUUGAAUUGGUGAAUGAUAGCACCCUUUUACAGGAAACGAUUGUAAGCAUGGCCUUGGUUGGUGCGUUCAUAGGUUCAGAUGGGGGAUGGAUAAAUGAUGCUUAUGGCCGUAAAAAGGCAACUCUUCUUGCUGAUAUGGUCUUUAUAGUAGGUGCAAUAUUCAUGGCAGCUGCACCAAAUCCAUACGUUCUUAUUUUUGGAAGGUUGCUCGUUGGCUUGGGUGUUGGCAUUGCUUCUGUUACUGCUCCAGUAUAUAUAGCAGAAGCUUCUCCUUCUGAAAUAAGAGGAGGCCUUGUCAGUAUGAAUGUGCUGAUGAUUACUGGUGGACAGUUUGUUUCUUAUGUUGUGAACUUUGCUUUCACUGAGGUCACUGGAACAUGGCGUUGGAUGCUUGGGGUAUCUGCUGUUCCAGCUGUCUUACAACUUUUUCUGAUGCUCUUCUUGCCUGAGUCCCCACGAUGGCUUUUCCUGAAGAAUAAGAAAGAGGAAGCUGCUGUGGUACUUCGGAAGAUAUACAGUCCAGAUCGUUUGGAAGAGGAGAUGGAUGAAUUGUCUGCUUCAGCUGAUGCUUGUCGGCAAAAGAAUUCCAUAGGCUACCUGGAAGUUUUCAGGACAAAGGAGGUGAGACUUGCACUCUUUGCUGGCGCGGGACUUCAGGCUUUUCAGCAAUUCACAGGAAUUAAUACUGUGAUGUACUACAGCCCAACCAUUGUGAAGAUGGCUGGAUUUUAUUCUAAUAGAUUGGCAUUGUUCCUCUCAAUGAUUGUUGCUGGAAUGAAUGCAGCAGGAACAGUUCUUGGAAUAUAUCUGAUUGACCGUGCUGGAAGGAGAAAGUUGGCUCUAGUUAGUUUAGCUGGUGUAUUUAUAUCACUUUGUCUGCUCUCGGGUGCAUUCUUCUUUCAGUCAGAUGGGCUAUCCGCUAAUCCUACCAUGACAAGUAGUGGUGGCUGGUUUGCAAUCAUUGGUUUAGUUCUCUAUAUUGCUUUCUUUGCGCCUGGAAUGGGUCCAGUUCCUUGGGCAGUAAACUCCGAGAUCUAUCCAGAAAAAUAUAGAGGUACCUGUGGUGGAAUAUCAGCAACUGUCAACUGGAUCUCAAACUUGAUUGUAUCAGAAACCUUUUUGUCAGUUGUUGAAGCGAUCGGGGCAUCUGGAACAUUUCUGCUGCUUGCAGGAAUUGCAGUGCUCGCACUCAUUUUUGUUGCCAUCUUCGUGCCAGAGACUAAAGGUCUAAGUUUUGAGCAGGUGGAGAGGCUAUGGAAAGCAAGGGCAACUGAUAGCUCUAGCCAUCUGCAAUGCCUUCUGGAAGCAGGCCAGGAAGCGUAAAUGGUAAAUACUGGAGCUUUUUAGGACAAAAUCAGGAGGAUGGAAGUGCCAAAACCUUGGGCGCUGUAGAAGAAUCCGUUCAGCAGAUCAAGUAGCGCGUUAUUUUCUGCACACAUGAAUUAAGGAAGCUUUUUCUUCCAUAUUUUUUUAUUGUUAAAUACAACAUUCGUGGCUGGAUUCAUCCAGACAAGUACAGUGCAUGAAAUAUUUCAUUGCUGCUCAGAACUCUAUGUCUCUC
Messenger RNA from Nymphaea colorata (pocket water lily), 2618 nucleotides. Its product is annotated as inositol transporter 1. Gene Ontology annotation, biological process: transmembrane transport. The record is from RefSeq and is a predicted model, not a curated record. Gene Ontology annotation, cellular component: membrane. Gene Ontology annotation, molecular function: myo-inositol:proton symporter activity. Lineage: Eukaryota; Viridiplantae; Streptophyta; Magnoliopsida; Nymphaeales; Nymphaeaceae.